GCUUUUAGAAUGGAUCUGUUGUUCCUCAGCCGGCGAAUUUUUCUGGGCGAUGGCAGCCAAGACUCCCUGAUCCAUGGCGGCAUUAUCGUGGACACGGAGGGCAUUAUCCGGAAGGUGCUACGUUCGCCGCAGGAGGUCAACACCUAUCUGUACAACACCGAGUCCGAGUCGGUCUAUGAUUUCGGUGACCUGUUACUGAUGCCGGGCCUAAUCGAUCCCAAUGUGCACAUCAAUGAGCCGGGCCGCAAGGACUGGGAGGGUUUCGCCACGGCCACAAAGGCGGCGUCGGCAGGUGGCUUCACCACCAUUAUAGACCGACCCACCAACGCCACCCCACCCACCGUGAGUGUGGCGGCUCUCAAGGCCAAGACUUCCACGGCACGGGGAAAGAUCUACGUGGACGUGGGCUUCUGGGGUGGCCUCGUUCCCGGAAACGGAGAUCAGCUGGCCCCUCUUUUGGCCGCCGGCGUUAUGGGUCUCCAAUGCACCCUGUGUGAUUCGGCGUCGCCCGUCUCCCAGGAAUUCCCAGCCGUAAACGAAGCUCAAUUGGAGGAGGCUCUCGUCCGGUUAGAAAAGGAUCACGAUGAAGGCGAGGCUAUCAUAGCGGUGCACGCCGAGCUGCCGCUGACCACAGAAAUCCAGCCGGACGAGGAGGCGCCCCGGGAGUACGGCACAUUCCUGGCCACCCGGCCACCGGCGAUGGAGAUUUCGGCGACGCAGUUGCUCUGCCGACUGGCACGUCGCCACCCGAGGCGUGGCAUCCACAUCCUGAACGCGAGCAGUGGCCAGUGUCUGCCGCUGGUGGAGGAGUGCCGACGCGGGGGGGCCAGCCUGACGAUGGAAACCUGUCCGCAUUAUCUGACCCUGGCGGCCGAGGAGGUGCCCGAGUGCGGCACGGAGUACAAGACAUGGCCACCGAUACGGGAGCGCAGGAAUCGGGACGCGUUGUGGGAGGCUCUCAAGGUGGGCGGGGCCAUACGGAUGAUUGGUAGCGAUCACUCACCGGCGACGCCCGGCGCACGCGCCCUCACCUGCGGCAGGGGGCGUGGCAACUUCCUGAAGGCCUGGCCGGGCAUCAAUGGGCUGCAGCUCAGCCUAUCGGUUGUCUGGACGGCAGCCAAUCAGCGGGGAUCCGCCUUGAGCAUUGCCGACAUCCACCGGCUGAUGUGCCAGGAGCCGGCGAUCCUGUGCGGUCUGUCCGCCUCGAAGGGCCGCAUUGCCGAGGGCUUCGACGCCGACUUCUGUGUGUGGAGUCCCGAGGAGGAGUUCACCGUGGGUCCGGAGCUGCUCUACACGGCCACCAAGGCGACGCCGUAUGCGGGUCAAAGGUUAAGGGGAGUGGUGCACGCGACGGUGGUGCGGGGACUGCAUGUCUAUCAGCAGUUCGAGGGAUUCGGCCAGCCUUUGGGCAAGGUGCUACUGCGACGGACCAGCCGCAAACUGGUCAAGUUCGUGAGCAUGUGAGGAAGUGGAUCUGCAGAAAACUUUGUUAAUUAAAAUCAUUAGGAGAUUGGGCUGUGUUCGUUGGUAUUCCGUAGCCACUUUCCUUUUCCUACUAAUACCCUAUCGCAGGGUAUGGACAUUUCCACAAUAUAUUUUGGCAAAUAAAGUAGACCUAUAUCAAUGCCAAAACUAGAAGAAUAUAAUCAGUUUGCAAUAGAUUACUGGGACACUCCCGAAAAAUCAUUAAAUGCUGAUAACA
Drosophila rhopaloa is the source of this 1702-nucleotide messenger RNA. Its product is annotated as allantoinase. Gene Ontology annotation, molecular function: cobalt ion binding; zinc ion binding; allantoinase activity. Gene Ontology annotation, cellular component: cytoplasm. NCBI's taxonomy places the organism in Eukaryota, Metazoa, Arthropoda, Insecta, Diptera, Drosophilidae. Gene Ontology annotation, biological process: allantoin catabolic process; purine nucleobase catabolic process. The record is from RefSeq and is a predicted model, not a curated record.